AGGGGGGACCGAGUUUCCACGAUGCCAGUCAGCCGAGUUGAGCACCGAGUGAGCACCAGGCUAGCAGCUGACUAGCUGGGGGAGUCGGCCGAGCCAGCUUUCGUCCGAGUCGUCGUCGGGUCGGGUCAGAAAAAUCCGCCCCCGAGAGGACACCCAUGGCCGAUUAGAAACGGGUGUUCUGGUGCCAGCAGCGCACACACACAUAUUGGGGCCACUCUAGCGAGCCGCUGUUAAAACAUUUAAUCGCCUCGCACAUUCCUCGGCUGGAGCCAGGUCACUCAACCGUCUGCGUGCCACCCCGACCUUGUUUGCAAGGCCCUCUCUCAGGUCAUCAUGUCAAAAGCCGAGCAAGACGACAUUGUCAAAAACCUCAAGUCCUGCAUCUCCUCCAGCAAGGGCGGCAUCCCCAUUUCAGCAAUAAGCAGAGAUUAUCAUAUGCUCAUUGGAGAUCCGCUACCGUACCGCGGACUUGGUUUUUCCAAAGUUGAGGACCUGAUUCAGUCCAUUCCUGACCUGAAAGUGGUGAAGGGGCCGAAAGGCGAGCAAGUGGUGCAGAUCGUCCCUUCCAAGAGGCAACGCAACGACCAGCAGGCGCGUCUCAUCGCGGUGCAGAAGUCGGCCAACGGCGGCCGCUUUGUGCCCCGCGCUGCUCGCAAGCCCAACGACCACACCACAGAGGAGCAGCAGCGGAAGCCCAACAUCAAAGAGACCAACUGGCGCACCGGCGGAUCCAACGUGCCGCAGAGGGAGGUUCGCAGCCCUGCUUUGUUAAGGCAACUCUCACAGCCCCAGCAGAACACCAACGGCCGCAGAUCGAGCCAAGAAAAUAACAGGAAAUUUUCAAAAUUUUCUGCGCAGGAGGGAAUUCCUCACAGUAGCAAAAACUUGACCUGGCGGCGACCUUCGCCCGACGACGACCAAAGCAGCCAAACUGCCACUAAUCAUGGCGGACUCCGAAAACCGAAACGAGUCGAAACCAACAACAACAACGAAGAACUUCUAUACACGCCAGUCGUGUGUCCUGUGGCCAGUAUUAGAAAUCCGUACGAACCCCCAGCCGCAGAGAUCGUAGCAACCCAGCACAUUUCCACCCUCAGAAACUAUGUGGCCAAGCAAAAGCUGGGUGAAAUCGAGUUCAAGACUAUCGAGAUGGCCAUUGAGUUCUCCAAGAUGUACGUCUCAUCAGUUACUAUUGGCCAAGACUUCAAACUGAGCACCUAUCCCAACGGAGGAUCCACUGCACAAGAGGCGCUGGAUCUGGUUGCCAGAAUGGCAUACGAAGCUCUGGUUGAGAAAAACAGAAAGGCGGCUCCUCAGUUGCAAGCAACCACCGACAGCAGCGAAGCUUUGCAAAGAAUACUCAAGCUUUUGCUGUCGCAUCCCAAUGGCAUGUGGUCCAGCAAAGUGCCCGGAGAAUACAGCGAACUGUACAGCGAGAAACUGCCAGACGACUGGCUCAAGCAGAUAAUGGCAUUCCCACAAGUGGACGCUAAUGUAAUAUCAGACAAGCAAAUCAUCCUCACUCUAAUUGAAAAUCCAACAGUGGAGGAUGCGAAUACUGCGCCUGCUAAUGAUUCCGUUGCGCGUCAGGAUGACAGUCCCAAGGGUGAGGAAACUCUUGCAAACCAAGUGAGUCAACCUCCUCCCAUCACCCUGCCGAAAGAAGAGCAUUGGGACGUUUACAUCACAAAUGCAAACUCAACCACCGAGCUUUGGCUCCGGCUCGUUGGCGAUAUCUACAGUGUGCUCUACGAAAACUUGGCCACUGAAAUGGAGCUGCACUACCUGGGCAGCAAGAAGGCUGUUGAAGGCUCGGUGAAGGAGGGCGACUUUUUUGCCCUGCAACUGGACGACUGCGUCCAUAGAGUGCAGCUCCAGAGCAUUGACAAUGGCAUGGCGCAGUGUCUGUUGCUCGACCACGGCCAAAUCGAAACAAUCGCCGCUUCAGAGUUGAAAGUUUUAGAAAAGCAAUUCUUGCGGUUGCCCUUCCAGGCUGUUCAGUGUGAGCUGAAAGGUUUGGAGGACUUCAGCAAUGCCGAAGGCGUCCAGGAAUUGCUGCUUGAUACCCUGAUUGGCAAAACCUUUGUGGCGCAGCCGUCACCCGAAUUUCUGGAACAACAGUAUCAACUGGACUCGCAGCCUGUGCCAUUGGUCCUUUUUGACACAAGUACAUCGGAGGACAUCAACGUCAAUACCCAGCUCUGGGAGAAAAUUGCUAGCACAAUUCUCACGCCUAAACUUCCAAAGGAGGGAAAAGUGAUCGAAGUUUCUGUCUCUUACAUUAAUUCCGAGGCAAACAUUUUUGUCCAGCUUUACAAUUCUGUUAUUCAUGGAAUCCAACAGAAAAUCACUCUAUUGGAUACUGAAAAGCUGGCUGGCGCCAAGCCAGUCAAACUGGCCAAGGGGAAAAUUUAUCUUGCUCAGUACACCGACGGAAUUUGGUACAGAGCCACAGUUACUAGUGCAAAUGAGAAGAAGGCCAUUGUCAUGUUCAUCGACUUUGGAAACACGGCCACAGUGGACGUGGCGAGGUUGAUUGACUUGGAGAGUGCCAUGCCAGACUUAGCGCAGAUUCCACCACAAGCAAUCAUGUGCACCCUGCACCACCUGAUUCCCAGCCCUGAUGUCAAAGUUUGCAAGAAAACCGUUGAAAGGUUGACCACCCUCUUGCCUGAAGACAAACCUCACCUGCUGAAGGUGAUUUGCCAAGCCAGCGGCUCCACUCCACCUGCAGUUGAGGUUUUCCGAAGGAUCGAGCCAGACAACUUGCUGGUGUCUGUGAAUAGCUCUAUCAGUCUGGACAACGAUCUGUUUGAGCUGAAAUCAGAGAAGAAGAAAGAGGAGAAAAUUAUUGCGCCCGAAAAGUCGGCAGAAAAAGAAAAGCCAGUUUCUCCUGUGCGCAACCUCAGCCUGAAAACGCUUCCUCCGCCAAAGAUUCCAGAGGUUGGAGGAUAUUUAGAUGUGAUUGUCGUCAUGGCAGCUAGUCCGUGCAAUUACAUAGUUCAACCCUACGAGCAUAGCAACGAGCUGCAAAACUUGAUGGUAGAAUUGCAGAACUUGCUGGGAGUUGACAAGGGGGUAAAAUUGCAGCCAGGGGAAGUGAGGGAAGGAGGUGUCUACGCCGCAAAACACCACGAUGGAAAGUGGUACAGAGCUCUAGUGAACAACCUCCUAAAAGGAGACCACUUUGCCUCAUACUUGAUGGACUUUGGAGACCAUGUGGUGGUGUCCCUUGACAAACUGCGAGUGCUUCCCCAGAAUUUCUGUGCUCUUCCCUACCAAGCUGUGAAAGCCAAGUUAGCAGGAGUCAAAGCAAUUAACAAUGACUGGAGAGUGGAGGACUGUGUGCGCUUCCAAGAGCUUGUUUGCAACAGGCCUUUUGUGUCGGUUGUCGAAGCAACCGGGCCUGACCUGAUCAACCCAUCGGAAAUGGUUUUGUGUCUGCGGUUGAUUGACACGAGCUCUGACGAGGACAUCGACAUAGCACAGGUGCUAAUCAAUGAGAAAAGAGCCACAAAGGCAGGCUAAGCUCUAAAAUGGGCGACCCGGUCGCUUGAGGAAAGUGGAAAACAAGGCAGCUUGGCUUGACCGCAAGAAGUAUGUUUGCUUAAUUCAGCUUCAGUACCCAUAGCAUGCUGGGCUCAAUUUAUUUACCAGCGAAUUAUUUGUGAACUACGAGGUUUAUAUGUGGAGGAGUGGAGUUAUUAAUACUUAAUUUAUUAAUAAUGGGAUUAACGACGAGCAGAGUUCUAUUACAAUAAUUAUAUUAUUACUGCGUAUUAAACGAUUUAAUAUUUGUAGUCAAUAAUAUUUAAAUUACAGAAGACAUCAUGCAAUCUUUUGACAAUAAUUAUAUUAUUUUGUCUUUUAAAGAUUGGUGCGUAAUUAUUUUUUAUCUUCUUAAGACAUUUGAUCACAAGCCAAAAUUUCCUUUUGGUUUUGGGCGCAAAUUUGAAUUUAAGAAUCUCUGCAGGCAUGUGUAGCUCUUUAGGAAGAGUAAGUUUCCUUUGCCAGAGCAUAAACGACAACUAACUAAAGCGGAAUUAAUUAAUUUAUACGGCUAGUUCUUUGAACUUUCCUUUUUAUUAUUUUUUCCCAUUGGAAAUUUUAGGCAGUAGAUGGAAAUGAUCGCAAAAUGCGACUGACACUAAUUGUGAUAGGCACACUGAAAAUAACAAUUCAUGCACCUUGACCAGUAAAACAAAAUGUUGCCAAAUUUUCUCAACUGCUAAAAAGCAAUAAUUCUGAAAUAUUUGGAUGCCAUGAUAAAGACUUUGCACUCAAUUGGGAGACUGGACGCAUACACCUCCAUCAAAUGUUUACAUACCAAACUCCUUUGUUUAGUUUUUAACACGAGGAAAAUAUUAUAUUCUGUGUUAUUUGUUUUUUAAUGGAAACUUUUUACUAUUUAAGAGCAAUAAAAAUGGAAUUUAAACUA
This is a messenger RNA of Neocloeon triangulifer, 4438 nucleotides long. RefSeq names its product tudor domain-containing protein 7B (gene tapas). NCBI's taxonomy places the organism in Eukaryota, Metazoa, Arthropoda, Insecta, Ephemeroptera, Baetidae. Gene Ontology annotation, biological process: spermatogenesis. Bases 334 to 3528 code for a protein of 1064 amino acids. The record is from RefSeq and is a predicted model, not a curated record. The transcript is spliced from 16 exons.